AAAGUGGUAACCACAAAUCGAGCCACCUUCCCUUUCACCAACGUGACAACGUGUUGAUAUUGCCGUUUUCCCAACCUAGUUAUAGUGCCAAUACAUUUCCCCUCGUUUUAGCACAAAAAAAAAUCUAACAUGGAUAACAACGACAACCCUCCUGUAAAGACUGCCAAGCAAUUAGAAAAGGAGGCGAAGAAACUUGCCAAGCUAGAAAAGUUCAAACAAAAAAAGGAGAAACAGACAGACCAGAAGGAUAAGACGGAGAAAAAAGAUAAAAAAGAGCCUAAGAAGGAGGCCAAACCUACUGUCGAGUAUAAAUGUACAACUAAACCAGGUGAGAAGAAAGAUGUGUCAAAUGCGAUGCCAGAUUCGUACAAUCCUGCCUACGUUGAAGCUGGAUGGUACUCUUGGUGGGAAAAAGAAGGCUUCUUUAAACCAGAAUAUGGUAGGAAGAGUAUCUUGGACGAAAAUCCGAAUGGAAAGUUUGUACUGAUCAUUCCUCCGCCUAAUGUCACUGGAUCUCUUCAUUUGGGUCAUGCUCUGACCAACGCGAUUCAGGAUGCUCUUGCUAGAUGGCAUAGAAUGAGGGGGCUUACGACCCUCUGGAAUCCUGGAUGCGAUCACGCUGGUAUUGCGACUCAGGUCGUCGUCGAAAAAAAGCUAUGGCGAGAUGAAAAAAAGACAAGGCAUGACGUAGGAAGGGAGAAUUUCAUUAAGAAGAUCUGGGAAUGGAAAAAUGAAAAAGGUGAUCGCAUUUAUGAUCAACUACGUCGUCUUGGUUCGUCAUUUGAUUGGGAUCGAGCCUGUUUUACCAUGGAUCCAAAACUUACCCGUGCGGUUGUCGAAGCAUUCGUCCAACUUCACGAAGAUGGAGAUAUAUACAGAAGUAAUAGGCUGGUUAAUUGGUCUUGCACUUUGAAAAGCGCCAUUUCAGACAUCGAGGUCGACAAGGUUGAAUUAACUGGUAAAACUUUACUAUCGAUCCCAGGAUACGAGAAAAAAGUAGAAUUUGGAGUUCUCGUAAGCUUUGCUUACAAAGUUGUUGGAAGCAAUGAAGAAAUUGUGGUUUCAACUACUCGUAUAGAGACAAUGCUAGGAGACACAGCAGUAGCUGUCCAUCCAAGUGACGAUAGGUAUAAGCAUCUACAUGGGAAAAAACUUACUCAUCCAUUUUGCAAAAGAGAAAUUCCAAUAGUUGUUGAUGAAUUUGUGGAUGUCAAUUUUGGAACUGGUGCUGUUAAAAUAACCCCAGCUCAUGAUCAUAAUGAUUACGAUGUUGGAAAAAGACAUAAUCUUCCGUUUCUAACGAUCAUUGAUGAAGAUGGAAAAAUCACCGGUGACUGUGGAAAAUUUACGGGCAUGAGAAGAUUCGAUGCCAGGACAGCUGUUCUUGAAGCUUUGAAAUCUGAAGGGCUGUACAGGGAAACAAAGGACAACCCUAUGGUUGUGCCAAUUUGCAAUCGUUCAAAAGACGUUGUUGAACCUCUUAUAAAGCCACAAUGGUAUGUGAAAUGCGAAGGAAUGGCGGAAAAUGCCUUGGAAGCUGUAAACAGUGGAGAACUACAAAUAAUUCCAGAUCAUCAUGUUAAAACUUGGCAUUAUUGGAUGAGCAAUUCUCGAGAUUGGUGUAUCUCAAGACAACUUUGGUGGGGUCACAGAAUUCCAGCUUAUUUUGUAAAAGUCAACGAUCCACAAGUUCAACCUGGCUCAGAGACUGACAAUAAUUAUUGGGUGAGUGGUCGUAAUGAGAAAGAGGCGAAAGAAAAGGCAGCUAAAAAAUUUGGAGUUGAUCAGUCUUUAAUUACAUUAAAACAAGAUGACGACGUUUUGGACACAUGGUUCUCCUCUGGACUUUUUCCAUUUUCAUUAUUUGGUUGGCCUGAAAAGAGUGAUGAACUUCAAGCAUUCUACCCUGGAACAUUACUUGAAACCGGUCACGAUAUUAUUUUCUUUUGGGUAGCAAGGAUGGUCUUCUUCGGCCAGAGACUACUUGGUAAACUUCCAUUUAAGAAGGUAUUUUUACACCCGAUCGUGAGGGAUGCUCACGGAAGAAAAAUGAGUAAAUCUCUUGGAAACGUCAUUGACCCGAUGGACGUUAUAGAAGGGAUAUCACUGGAAGGCUUGCACGCCCAAUUAGUUGCGAGUAAUCUCGACCCUAAAGAAAUUGAAAAGGCUAAAGCCGGUCAAAAACUCGAUUUUCCAAACGGCAUCCCCGAGUGCGGCACCGAUGCUUUAAGAUUUGCCCUUCUUGCUUUUAUGAAUCAAGGCAGGACCAUGAAUUUAGACAUUUUGCGAAUUCAGGGCUAUCGUUUCUUCUGCAAUAAAAUAUGGAAUGCUGUGAAAUUUGCUCUUAUGUAUUUCACAGAUGAAUUUAAAACAACGGGAGAGGUUAAUAAUGAUUUAUUGAACCUAUUUAAUAUUGUCGAAGAAUUGGGUUCUUUCAAAAACUCCAAUUUAGAAGAGUCUCUCAAUAAACAUUUAGAGGACAAAAGCUAUCUCAGAGGUUUUCAAAUGUCUGCGAUUGAUUGCCGAGCUUAUCAAGCAAUGUCAGAGACGACAGUUUGUCCUAAAAAAUUCCCUUAUCUUUCUCGAUGGUUUAACCAUAUGAAGCAAUCUUUACCACCAACUAAACUAAACCUUUCAGGGUUGGAAGAAGUAAUGGAUUUUUGGAUGUUAAGCAGAUUAUCUAAUGCAGUGAAGGCUUGUAAUGAAGCGCUGGAACGUUUUGAUUUCCCAGCUGCAACUACUGCUUGUUACAAUCUCUGGCUUUAUGAUUUGUGCGACGUUUAUUUAGAAACGUUAAAGCCAAGAUUUGCUUCUGGUGACAGCAAGAAAUUAUUAGUCGCUCAGAACAUUUUGUAUUAUACGUUAGACACGGGUCUGAGGCUUCUCUCGCCUUUCAUGCCGUUUCUCACCGAAGAACUCUAUCAAAGAUUGCCUCAUGGAAAGCGAAGGCGUUUUCCAAGCAUUUCAGUUGCAGAUUACCCUAAUCCAAACGUUUAUUGUUGGAGUGAUGAACAAAUUGAAGAAGAAGUGGAGUUUGCUCAAAAAGUUAUACACGCCAUUCGUUCUGCAAGGACAGACUAUAAUAUCCCUAGAAGUACUAAAACUCAAGCAUUUUAUAAAACAAAUGAUGAACGUGUGAAAGGAACUUUUGUUAAGUUCAAUUCUUUUAUUAAAUUAAUGUCUUCGUGUGACUCUCUUGAAAGUACAAAACCUUCAGAUGGCUGUAUUAUUCUUACUAUAUCUAAUAAUUGUGAUGUUUACUUAGUGCUAAAGGGGCUCAUUGAUCCGGAAAAAGAGAUUGCAAAAUUGGAAAAGAAAAAGUCUAUUCUUGUACAGAGUGUUGCAAAGCUGGAGCAGCUCAUGGCGAGUAAAGAUUAUGAAUCUAAAGUUCCUGAAGACGUAAGACUCUCCAAUGUCGAAAAGUUAACAAAGAAUAAAGAAGAACUCGAGAGGCUCGCAGAAGCCUUGGUCGCUUUAACUAAACUUUAAUUUAUACGCUACUUUUAAAGCAAUAAACAGAUGUGAUUUUUUUAUUA
Messenger RNA from Cimex lectularius (bed bug), 3536 nucleotides. RefSeq names its product valine--tRNA ligase (gene ValRS). Lineage: Eukaryota; Metazoa; Arthropoda; Insecta; Hemiptera; Cimicidae. Gene Ontology annotation, biological process: valyl-tRNA aminoacylation. The transcript is spliced from 18 exons. The record is from RefSeq and is a predicted model, not a curated record. Gene Ontology annotation, cellular component: cytosol. The coding region runs from base 130 to 3489 and encodes 1119 amino acids. Gene Ontology annotation, molecular function: ATP binding; aminoacyl-tRNA deacylase activity; valine-tRNA ligase activity.